Messenger RNA from Parathielavia appendiculata, 810 nucleotides. RefSeq lists its product as uncharacterized. The record is from RefSeq and is a predicted model, not a curated record. The transcript has a single exon. Lineage: Eukaryota; Fungi; Ascomycota; Sordariomycetes; Sordariales; Chaetomiaceae. Bases 81 to 776 code for a protein of 231 amino acids.
GUACGCGACAGCAGUUCCCCCCUGACAACUGCAAAGGAAUCCUGCUUGUCUGGGUUAACAGCGGGUUUUCUGAUGCAUCUAUGCGACGCACGAACACCCACAAUGGCACCUACAUGACGCUUGGCGCGCACUGGUGGACACGAAGGUCGAUACGGACGAACUGUCAGUGGUACACGGCCGGGUAUCCGUGGACGCCCGCGGCACCAGGUACCGGCCAUCCAAGCACAAUGGACGGGGAACUGACAGACUUUGCCUCGGUUCAGAAGUGCUUGGCUCGGUGCUGCGAUGAGGUCGCCUGUUUGACAGAAGCUAGCGACUUGGUUUGUCAUCCUGAUGGAAGCUGCGAACGAACAUGGCACUACGAGGGAACGGAACAGGUAUCGGUGAAGGCGACAAUUGAGCCCGUUGUCUUCCUUGGCAGACAAGUUAUGGAUAUUACCAUCACCAUCGCCUUAGCUUGGGAUCAUGUACCCUUCAUAGACGGGUCUGGCGGCAAUCGGUGCCUAUUAGUACUAUUACUGUACUACUUAGGGAUGAAACAGCCAACUCUUGCCGUCGAAGAACCCCUUUUUCUCACCCGUACGUGGAGUCAUGUCAUUGCUACCCUCCAAGAUGUACAUAAGCCACUUCCGUACAGUUCCUUCCGGGCCAGUAACUCCCAGCUGAAACUCAACUUGAGGAAACCAGAAAGCGCAUUUCAUACCCCGAUGAGCCACCUGAAGAGGAAAGUUCUCGGGCCUCUCCUACUUGGAAUGUCAUUAGUCUGUAAUCCAUAACAAAGACAAGAUCCGUUGCACAGAUAGGUUGUCU